Molecule: messenger RNA, 1515 nt
Organism: Penicillium verhagenii
Lineage: Eukaryota; Fungi; Ascomycota; Eurotiomycetes; Eurotiales; Aspergillaceae
Product: CAAX farnesyltransferase subunit beta RAM1
Exons: 7
Biological process (GO): protein farnesylation
Cellular component (GO): protein farnesyltransferase complex
Molecular function (GO): protein farnesyltransferase activity
Source: RefSeq, a predicted model, not a curated record
CCCAUGCCGCCCAUCAUCGCAGCAAAGCCUAGACGCAAAGUUCGCUUCCAAUCCAGCAAUUCCAGUGCCACCAAACCCCCACCAACGCAAUCCUCCAAAUCUACCAACCAGAAGCGACCGGGCUUACUCCGUCAGACAAAGUCACUGACAUCAGCCGAAAAGAUGGCCAGCCAAGCAGCACGGCCGGGGGUCCCAGACUUGUUCACGCAGCCGCCGUCCAUCCGCGACCCGCUCGUGACAGAUACCACCGAUCUGCAGGACGCGACACUUGAAAAGUGCCUGCCUUUCCUUAAGGGCAUCCAAAGUAGUCAAUCGGGCCCCUUUAAUGCAUGCGGAGUGCCUGCAUUCCAGCGUGAUUCACAUGUAACCUUUGCCUAUGAUUCUCUCGAAGACUACCCUGGGGGCUUUAUGUCCUUGGACGCCAGCCGUCCAUGGAUGGCAUAUUGGGGUCUAGCGUCUUUGUUCCUGAUGGGAGAAGAUCCCACUCGAUUCCGAGAACGACUGUUCAACACACUGCGACCCGCACAGAACACUACCGGUGGUUUUGGUGGCGGUCGUGGCCAAGUAUCCCACUUGGCUGGGAGCUAUGCAGCUGUUCUAUCACUUGCAAUUGUCGGGGGUGAAGAUGCAUUUGCAUUGAUUGAUCGGCAAGCAAUGUGGCAAUGGCUAGGCCGGUUGAAACAAGCCGAUGGAAGCUUUCGCGUCUGUGAAGGCGGGGAAAGGGAUGUACGUGGUGGAUACUGCGUCAUGGCCAUUCUCUCUUUGCUCGAUCUGCCAGUUGAAUUGCCCCCAAAUUGCGAAGCCCGGCAGGCUGGAUUACAGAACUUGACCGAUGGCCUUGCCCAAUAUAUGUCGCGAUGCCAAACAUACGAGGGCGGCAUCUCCGGAAGCCCAGGCGUAGAAGCACAUGGAGCAUAUGCGUACUGCGCGUUGGCCUGUCUGGCCCUCCUGGGCCCUCCGGAAGAGACUAUCACCAGACAUAUGAAUGUUCCUAUGUUACUGGCAUGGCUAUCUGCGCGUCAGUAUGCGCCUGAAGGCGGGUUCUCAGGCAGAACCAAUAAAUUAGUCGAUGGAUGUUAUAGCCACUGGGUUGGCGGAUGCUGGCCAUUGCUUCAGUCUGCUUUAGAUGGUAAGCCACAGGGUAAUGGGCCACCCGCCACGACCGUGGGGCAUCUUUUCAGCCGCGAGGGAUUAUCUCGCUAUAUUCUCGGAUGCUGCCAGGCUCACACGGGCGGUCUUCGCGAUAAACCAGGAAAACACCCCGAUGCUUACCACACCUGCUACGUACUUGCGGGCUUGAGCGCCAUGCAGCAUAACCAUUAUCGCACGGACUCGAGCUGUACAUCGAACCCGAUGGCCUCAUCUGCUUUCUCUUGGCGCUCGAAUCCGAUCCGCGAGGGUAAUGUGUAUGAAAGAGGCGACCGGCUCGAGACACUUCAUCCUCUUUUUGGAAUCCCGCACCACAAUGCCGAUGCCAUGCGGCUCUGGUGUGAAGCCCGACCCAUUCAGCCUUAG